CGACUGGGCUACUGUUUCCGCCACAUCACCUUUGAGUUCGUGUCAUUACGAGACACUGAGGCAGCACAAUGCGUUCUACAUUGUACACCAAUAGCAUUCGAGGUAACACAGCUGUUUGUCGAUGGUUCUUGUGUGGUGUUUGUCUUUGUUAGCUUUGUGGGUUGUAGUGGUCUCUCGUUCAAGCAGAAGAUGCCGCACUACAGCACUACUCCUGAUACGCUGUUAAACACGGCAUACAUUGCACUGGGAAAUUACGUGAGGCAGAUCAUGAAGCAGUUGAUCCAGACUCCUUCAGAACCAAGAGGUGAUGAUCACAGAUAUCACCACUACGAAGAACCAUGCAACAAACUGCAAAGACAUCUUGCACGAUUGCCAGCUUACAAUGGAAGACUAAUAUCAAAUUACUUACUAGGACGUCUGUGUAAAACUUACAGUGAGAUUAUGGCCAAUCCAGAAUUCAGAGACGCUUGCGAAGAAAUAACACCAUUUUUUGUUAAAUCUCUGUUACAUCCGUAUGUUAGAACGUUGGAUGGAGUCCGAUGCCCUGCACAUCCACAUCUACUCGAUAUUUAUAAGCCUGAGAGCUGUGAAUUAUUUUAUAAGAUAUUGCCAUUAUUUGAGGAGUCUUGGGACGUAAAAAUUGGUCCAGCAGACAGAACCGAAUGUGCUCUGUUGGAAUUGGGUGCCCUUAGAGAGUCGUUAGUGAAAUUUAUGUCACGUAGUUGCACGGACAGCGAUAUUGAGACGUUAGCCAAUGAAUGCAAGAAUAUAACGCAUUUGGAUAUUAGCUGUUCCACGGAGCUGUCUGAUAAUGCUAUUGAUCAUCUUUUGAAGUUCAACAGUCUGCGAGAACUGAAUUUGUUGGAAGUGAAUUCCAUAUCGCAAGAAGCAUUGCACCACCUGCUGGCUAGAUUCGCCGAGGUUGACAUAUCUGGAAGCACAUCCAAGAAACCGCGUCCCCCGUUGUAUAGGUCACAACAGUUGAUUCGUAUAGGCUGUUCCAACCCUUCGGCACAGACAAUCAGUUUAAUCUCGCAAUUCAGCAGCCUCUGUUUCAUAUACUUGUCGCACGUAGUAGACUGCGUCUUGACACCACUGGCAGAAAUCAAAAAGGUAUUGAUGUUUACUCUGUCGGACUCCAGGUUCGUUCUUGUAAAGGAUUUUCUGAUUGCAAAAGGGAAUGGACUAGUGUGUCUAAAUUUGAUCGAUGUCGUCGACACGGAUUUCAAUUUCAUUACAGAGAAUUGUUACAAAGUAAAGUGCAUACAUCUUUGCUUUAAAGAGAGGGAACACCUCAUUUUGCCAAGGAAAUGGAAUAGGCCUGGUACCUUAUGGGUUCCGGCAUCUCCACCGACUCAUUGGGCUAAUUUUCUUCAGAUAAAUAUAAGCGAUCUUCACGUCGUAGACUUCGUUUUAACUCGGUUUCCAAAACUGACGAGGUUGUUCUUAAGCGACGAGAUCGACGAGUUUUUUCUCGAGAGUCUUAUGCAACGUUUCCAUAAUAAUAGGCGUAUGGAGCAAUUGUUCUGGGGGAAAACCCUCGAGGUAGAAUUUAAAGAGAAAGUCGUUACUGUCAGAAGAUUUUGUUCGGGUAGGGAAUUCGGCUACCAACACAUCUAUCCGUAAGUAAUAAUUUGGCAGCCAAAUACAAGAAUAUCACUUUUAUCAUUUUCACUAACUCGUGUAUGUUUUGAUGUUCAAAUUCCAGGCAUGUAGUGAAAGAAUAUGCGAAUGUGUUUUAACACACAGCAGAUAGCAAAGCUAUUCACAGAACUUGAACUCUUUGUAAAUGAACUUCCUGGUGAGGUCGAUGAACGUAGUUGAUGCAUGUAUUUCAGUGUUUAACUAAAUUCUACUUUUAAGUCGCAUAUUCAUGAUGUUUAUUCUUAUUAAAUUUACAAAAAUAAUGUAACUUCUUAUGUGUUUCUCGUAUCUUGUAUUAUUCAAUAAAAGUUAAGGGUUGUAGUAAAUUAAAAA
Messenger RNA from Zootermopsis nevadensis, 1977 nucleotides. RefSeq lists its product as uncharacterized. Lineage: Eukaryota; Metazoa; Arthropoda; Insecta; Blattodea; Termopsidae. The record is from RefSeq and is a predicted model, not a curated record.